AUGUCUCAGCUUUCCUGUUCAUUUGCGAUCUUCUGUGGAACGGAAUGCGAUUUCUCUUCGCGAUGGCCCGGACGGCAACAACUUAUACCACUAAAUUCGUGUGCCGAUGUCAUAAAGGAACAUCUUAGAGAUGUAGAUGUAUCUCAAUCGUGCGUUGGAUCCGAGAAAAAGCUUAUUUUAGCUCGCGUUGGUUUGUUCGAAGAUGAUGACGGCCGCGAUUUCACGAUCUGCCCCAAACAUCGCGCAGUCCUUGGAGUAAGAUUCCGACCAUCAAAAAAAUGCCAGCAUCCUCUUCACGGCAAUCGAAAGGGCAAAGGUGACAGAGGAGUCAAUCUGAAGACGGCAAAAGAAAUCAAGGAAAAGUGGAACACUGUAGUUCCAGUCGGUGCAGGUAAUUAAAAAGAUUUUAUUUUGCAUAGGGUGUUGUUACUGACUUGCUUACUUCCUAUGCGCACGGCAACUGAUAUGAAAGGCGGAGAGACAAACAUACUCAAUUGGACCGUGUGAAACCGAAACGCAUAGAUCACGCGUGGAAGGGGAGGAUAGGCAAGGAAGGCCCUCCCACGAGGCUUUGGGCAACGUGGGUUAGUCAGACCCGUCCCCAGUCGUCUCUCAUUGAACCUCUCCCUACUAGCAUAGGCGCGCUAGUUUGAUGGGUAUGAUGUGUCUUGCGAAGUCGACUGGGGACGAGUUAGACCGAGACAACUUCGAAGGUGCUAAGCAACCUACCAAGCUAAUAUUGUUACUUCAGCUGUGUUUUUUUUACCUAUAUGCUGUUAAUUUACUAUCCAUUUUGAAAAUUCUGCUAUAAGACUUUUAAAAGUGUGUGAAAAUGAAAUUCGUGUCAUCGCAGGCGCCAAUAGCUUACUCAUCAGUACCAAGGAAUUUGUGUUACCACGUUUGCGAGUGCGAUUUCAAGAUGAGAUUUUGAGCGAGGUAGGAUUGAUGUGCCUCUUAAAUAUGUUUGAAUUAAUAAAUUUUAAAACUCCAAAAAAGAACUCAUAAUAUAUUUAAUAAUGAGGUUAUCAUAUUUUGUUCUACUUAAUUUUUUACGUAAUUCGACUGCGUGGUUUAUAUGUUCAUGUAAAAGAGUAAUUAUAACCGCGUCGUUCCACUCACUCGCGGUUGCAUAUUUUGUGGAUAUUGUAGUAAAUUAUUACGGCAAUGGUGGGCGACGAAAGGGGUAACAUUAUUUCCCGUUCCCUACCCUGUACUCGUUCUCGUCACCCCCCCAACUCGUACUUCAUGCUCGUCUCCUAGCAACCUGCAGUUAACGUCCGCGCUCCGCAUAACUGCACUUAGCCUUGUAAAGCCUAUGGAAGAGGCAGAAGCAAUUCUGACAUCGAAUGGCAUGUAUUUCUAAUUAUUUAGGAGCACUUUCGAUGCAUAGGUUCCUACCUCGCUAAAAAAACUGUUCCUUUUAUUAUAGCAAAGCGAUCCGAAUUCAGAUAUCUUCUCAUCGUCCUCCCAAGGCUCGUUGGUAGAGGAAGAGACGUCAAGAGAGUGGCAACCAACACCCCAAGUUGAGCAUCAGUUGCAGCACCUCAACAGUUAUCUCCUUAAGUCAACUGAUGGCCGAAUCAGUCCAGUCAGGUCGCAAUGCAGGUCUGAUGUUGUGACUAUGUCGUCAUCGACGCGGCGCUAUUAUGGCAAAAAAGCAGAGCAAAUUGUUGAUUCCGUGUUGGACGCUAUUGCACCGGGUAAUUCAUCAUGGCUCCUUCAACAGGUGAUUGCAAGGAACCAAAGCGGGCGUACUGUAUCUGGUGCUGCCGAGGAAGACAACCUGGUCUCUAGACUAGUAACGCUGUAUAAUGAAGCUAGAUCCUGGAACACCCAACAACAGAUUCUCUCCCUCUUUGCUGGUGAUUACAGCAAGACAGAACUGCUGCAGCUUGUGCCAGGACUGACAAAGUUUAGGAUUGAUGAGGCCAGAAAACAUGCUUUUCAGACCAAGCCUGGAGAGCCUAUAGAGCCGCCAACCAUUACCAGAACAAGGCUGGAUCCCACUAAAGUCGACCAUUUCGUAGAUUUUGUAUCCAGUCCUUCAUUUCUUCAAGACGUUGCAUAUGGAACGAAAACUCUAAAGCUGUCAAGCGGAGAGAAAAUUGACAUACCAAACGUGGUGAGAACAGUCAUUUCGUCCCGUCUCAUCCAGCUGUAUCAAGCCUAUUGUACAGAAUCCGGCUUCACACCCCUUGGAAGGUCAACACUUUUCAAUAUCCUUAAGGUAUAGAUGGAUAUAAGGCCAUGUGUUAGACGACAAUUUUGGUUUUAAUGCACGCAAGUUAUUCCGUACUGUCUUAAGCUUAGUGUGUGGGAAAGUGUGUGUGUAUGUGUGAGUGGAGAAUGUCAGCACAAGCUGCAGAUUUUGCUUGGUAUGACAAGAGGAUUUUUACCCUCUUAUUUAAGCAGUACAUAAUUGACUACAAUAUAGUUUUAUACUUCAGGUGUGCUCUGCUUCUCAGAAGAAGUCCUUGGUGGGUUUGGACAGCAUGCAAACGGACGAUGUAACUGCAAUUUCAUCUCUUGAAGUAGUAACUAGCAUACUACAGAAAAACGGUAAGACGGAAAAUUAGGUUAAGUCUAGCCUUUUGCCUUAUUUCCUUCAAUAUGGGACGCAACGUGUUGGUGUUUUUGUGCUUGGUGGGUGGGCGCACUCAUUUGAAGUGAGCUUUUUUGAGAGGGGCGUAUGAGAAAGUUCAGAGGAAAGGGAAACAAAAAAAAAAUGAGUAAGUCGUCAAUUGCAGGAACCCUUUUUAUGUUUUAAGGUUAAUUUUCUAGUAUACACUUUUCUUCCAAACCACUGAGCAUUUCUUUCCUGAGUGCACCUGUGAAAUAGUUACAGCCUGGAAACUGGGCUAAGAAAAAGAAAUUAAAGGUACAAUAAACGAGCUGCAUUUCCUAAUCGAGUUUCCCUUUUGUACAUGCUGGUAUCUUUGGUACGUCAAGGGUUUUAGAUAAUGGAAUUUUAUCCAUGUAGGUUUUCAAGAUGAAGAGGCAAAGGGAGUUUUGUCCCGUCUCAAAGCUGGAAAACGAUAUGUGUCAACAGACUACAAGCUGCACAUCGCUACUGAGACUCCCUGUGUAGACCACUGCAGCAUGUAUGCACUUAGCAGCAAUGAAGCUGAGUACCGCGGGACAUGUUCACACCAACACAACAUUAACUGUGACCGUUGCAGCGACUUAAGGAAUGCUGUUUUAGAUAUUCAAGUCGCAGUGUCUGAGCUUCAAUUAAGGUACUACCUUACUGACCUCCAGAACAAAAUGUUAGAAUUUUCUCCAAUCUAAAUAUUUGUCUUUAUUUGUGACUGUUAUCUCCCUUUUCUUAAUUUUCUCAAGCAACGAUGAAAAGCGAGAGGAACUUCAGCAUGAUCUUGAGGCGGCAAUCCCAAAACUCGAUAUGUGGAAGUCACAUGUCAUAAGAUCUGUGCAUCAAGAUGCAGCCAAGACUGCCGUGGUUGAUGCCCUUACCGAAACUGAAGCAUUGCUGAUCAUGGACUGGGCCAUGAAGUUUUUACCAACAAGCUACCGAGAGACUCAGCGUGUUUGAUUUUGGAAAAAGGGACUACCUUGGCACAUAACCGUUGCCAUUACCAAAGAUGAAAACGAAGAAAUUGAGGUACCAUUUAUAUAAAUGUUACAAUCGAUUUAAACUAUACUUUAUUUUCCUUAAAAGAUAUAUCGGAAAUAAGACCAGAUGCUAAAAAAUAUUUAUCUGUCUUUCUGAGGUAUAACAGCUGAUUAAAACAAACAAAACGUUUGGAAAAGAAGAGAUUGUUUUGUAUUGUGAAAGACCCAUCUUCGGUUCCGGCCACAGCUGUAGGACGUAGUAAUUACGAUGUGGAAUAGUAAUUUCAUUGGGAACCCUCAGUUUUUAUCCACACAAUUUAAUGCAAUUUCUUUACAAAGAUAACUGCUGCUAUACAAGCCCCAGUGUUACUGAAUUUAAUAUUUUGUUUGUUUGAGAUUAAUUGAUUUUCUUUUACUCUUCAGACGCGCACCUACGUCCAUCUGUUUGAUGAGUGCAUUCAGAACUGGUUUGCAGUGGCCUCCAUUAUAGAAAAUACGUUAGAAACACUGAAAGCACUGAAGCCAAACCUCAACCAGGUAUAUCUUAGGUCCGACAACGCCGGCUGUUACCACUGUGCCUACCUUCUUCUGUCGCUCCCCAGUAUUGGUGAUCGUACCGGAGUCACGAUUGCAAGAUACGACUUCAGUGAGCCGCAGGCUGGUAAAGAUAUCUGCGAUCGUCGCACUGCUGCAAUUAAAAGCCACAUUCGACGCUUUCUUAAUGAAGGAAAUGAUGUCAAGUCGGCCAAUGACAUGAAAACCGCCAUUGAGUCUUAUGGAGGCAUCAAGGGCUGCUAUGCGGCUGUGUGUCUAGUUCAACCAUCUGCGCAGACGAUGAGCAAGCAUAAUAUGGCUGGGAUACAGUCGCUACAUAACUUCUCUUACGAGAAUGGAGGCAUAAGGGUGUGGCGAGCCUAUAACGUGGGUCCUGGAAAGUUUUAUAGUGCAGCUCAGCUUGCACGGUUUGGUACUCCGCAAGGUCCUACAAAGCUCGUCAUAAUUCAUCCUUUUGGCAGACCACAUGUAGAGGUGGGUACCUAUCGCCAGCAACGCGCUAUGCCUGCAAGAUCUUCGUCUUUGCCUGGGUCACAUCAAGAACCUCCUGAAUCCGCACAGGCAGACCAGGUAGGAGAGAAGGUUAUGUUUCAUUGUCAAGAGGAAGGGUGUAUCAAGACCUUCCAGUCUUUUGCGUCGCUCCAAAGGCACCUGGACGUUGGUACGCACAUGGUGAGACUGGUAAAGGAGUCCACCUAUGACGAGAUCAGGCGAAAAUGGGCGGAGGCAUGCCAUUCCCUGGGUGGUGGCUAUGUUUGGGGUAAUUCAGCUACCUUCGACUCCAGUGACCAAGCAAUGCCUGGCGAAGUCGUGGAGCUAGGAUGGGCUAUUCAGAAAAAUCGAAAACCGGUAGCCUUUUCCGAGAAAGCGAAGAGCUAUCUGGUAGACGUGUUUUGGGCCGGAGAGGAAACAGAAAAGAAGGCAAACGCCUCCUUUGUCGCCUCCAGAAUGAAGUCUUUGAGAGACGAGAACGGGCAGAAGAUGUUCACAAAGACCGACUGGUUGACAGAACAACAGAUUGCUCGAUACUUUAGCCGACUCUCCGCCCUCAAUAAGGCUGGUCGAUUACAGAGAACCCACUCUUCCUUAAUGAAUGAGGAUGAAGAGGCUGAUGCCGAUGAUCUUGUUGUAGAAGCCGAGGCUGUCCGGACAAGGCAGCAGAUAAGGAGGGACCUUGAACUUUAA
Porites evermanni is the source of this 5310-nucleotide messenger RNA. NCBI's taxonomy places the organism in Eukaryota, Metazoa, Cnidaria, Anthozoa, Scleractinia, Poritidae. The record is from the annotation of a GenBank genome assembly.